Juglans microcarpa x Juglans regia is the source of this 984-nucleotide messenger RNA. Its product is annotated as RING-H2 finger protein ATL67-like. Gene Ontology annotation, biological process: protein ubiquitination. The transcript has a single exon. Lineage: Eukaryota; Viridiplantae; Streptophyta; Magnoliopsida; Fagales; Juglandaceae. Gene Ontology annotation, molecular function: transferase activity. The record is from RefSeq and is a predicted model, not a curated record. Bases 192 to 767 code for a protein of 191 amino acids.
UGAAACAUACGGCAUACUCUUCUUCUCACUUCCCCCAGACCUAAAAGAAUUAAAUGCAGCAGCUGGAAUACCCACCCACCCUCCCUCCCCAAAGGCAAUUCUCACCCCCCUAAUUUCCUCCCCUCUCCCUCAACAAAUGGCUAAAUCCCUUCCUUCUCCUCCUCUUCUUCCCCUCCGUCAUCCCUCUCCCAAUGUCCACCCCAACCACAACCAGCACAAACUACCUCACUAACAUUGGCCUCGGCUACGCCAUCGCUAUCGCUCUCGGCUUCCUCGUCCUCCUCUCCACUCUCCUCCUCGCCUCAUACCUUUGCUGUCGCUCCCAUCGGUCUUCCAAUAACCCCAUCAACAACGGCAGGAACAGCAGUCAUAACGCCAACCCCAGUGACGGUAUCAUCCUUCCCCGCAUAAUCUUCGUCGCCGAGGACGAAGACGGAGAGACGCUUGAUGAGAACGUCGCCGUCGGGAUCGACCAGAGCGUUAUCAACUCAUACCCCAAGUUCCCGUACUACUGCAAGGAUGGCAACAUGGGUACCAAUAGUACGACGUGUUCGAUCUGCCUGUGCGAGUACAAGGAUUCGGAAAUGCUCAGGAUGAUGCCCGAGUGUCGCCAUUACUUCCAUUUGUACUGCAUCGACCCCUGGUUGAAGCUCAAUGGGUCGUGCCCGGUUUGCCGGAACUCGCCGCUGCCAACCCCGCUGUCCACGCCGCUCUCGGAGGUGGUGCCACUCUCGCAGUACGCCGCGGAUCGGUGGCGGAGGAGGUGAUAGAUUUGUGGGUUUUUUUGUUUCCCUUUAAAUCUUUCUUUUUGGGUAGUGGGUGGUUUGUGGCUUUGCUGUUUGGGUUGUUUGUUUGUAUGGUUGCUGACUGGGAAAAUUGUAAAUUUUGGAUAGUUUAGGUAUUCGGCUUUUCCUAGGGUCUUUGUGUUACUUAAUCAUGGUUUCAGUGAUCGAAAUUAGAGCAUAAAGUCUCCUUUUUUAUCUU